AUGAUAAGGAGUUGGAAUAUUAGAGGCCUUAACGGCUUCUCGAAACAACGCGCUGUGCGGAAUUGGAUUUCUGACUCUUCUUUGGGUUUGAUUAGUUUGUUGGAGACUAAGGUUGAGCAGUCUCAUUUACAGUCAAUGGUCUCGUUUGUUUGUCCUUUGUGGCAGUUUUUAUCGAAUAUGAUAGAUUCUAUUGCUUGCCGUGUCCUAGUAUGUUGGGACUCUUCUCUUUACUCUGUGCAUAGUCUUCAUUGCUCUCUUCAGGAGAUUACUUGUAGGGUUACUCAUGUUUCUGAGGGGUUCUCAUUUUGGAUUACUUUUGUGAAUGGUUCUAAUGACCCUAGGAAUCGCUGCAAUCUGUGGGAUUUCCUUAGGGAUCAGUCGGCAGUGUUUGGUUCAAAGGGGCUCCCGUGGCUUGUGUUGGGUGAUUUUAAUGCCAUCUUGGGAGCCUCUGACAGAGUAGGGGGUGAUCCUGCGUGGUAUGGUUAUAUGGAUGAUUUUGGCCAAUGUAUCCAUGAUGCUGAGUUGAUUGGGGUUCCUUUUACUGGGCUUCGGUAUACUUGGCAUAACAGUCAACAGGGCGAUGGGUUUAUUUUACGGAAGCUCGAUUGGGUCUUUGCAUCACUUUCUUGGUUCCUUGAUCGACCGAGCAUAGUUUCAGAGUUCCGACCUCGAGAUGUUUCAGAUCAUAGCUCUAUUGUCAUCCGGUUUGGUCCCCGCCGUGGCAAGGUACCAUCCCCUUUUAAAUUUCUAAAUUUUUGGGCUGAUCAUGCAAAUUUUAGGGAUAUUGUUCAGGCAGUUUGGGACGAGCCUAUUGUAGGCAAUCCUAUGUUCCGACUUAUGCAGAAAUUGGGGUUAGUGAAACGGAAGCUAAAAGCUUUACAUAUUAGGGUUUCCAGUCAUAUCUCCAGCAGGGAUCUUCUUGCUGCCCAUAGUCAACCUCAGAUUGCAGAGGCUUCCAGGUAUUUUUCUGGCCACAUUUCUCCUGAUAUGAUUUCUCCAUUGACUGCUCCUAUCACUGAUGAUGAGAUUAGGAUUGCUUUAUUUUCUAUCCCGGAUGAUAAAGCCUCGGGCCCGGAUGGAUUCACAUCUCUGUUUUUUAAGCGGGCAUGGGAUAUUAUUGGUACAGAUUUCAGAGAUGCAGUGAGACAUUUUUUUGCUACUAAUGAAAUGCCAAGAUGUGUUAAUGCCACCAGGAUUGCUUUGGUUCCUAAGGUGGAGAGCCCGAGUCGUAUGACGGACUUUAGGCCGAUAUCUUGUUGUAAUGUACUUUACAAAUGCAUUUCUACGGUGAUUGUGAAUCGGUUUAAAGUUGUGCUUCCGGAUAUUAUUGGGGUUUCCCAGUCAGCUUUUGUCCUAGGUCGAAGGAUUUCUGAUAAUAUUCUGCUGACUCAGGAGCUUUUGCGGAAUUAUCAUCUUGGGGGUCCUUCACCUCGAUUUGCCCUUAAAGUUGAUAUUCGGAAAGCUUUUGAUACUGUGAGUUGGGAGUUCAUCCUUUUGGGAUUGCGUACUGUGGGGUUUCCUGAGCGUAUGGUGAGGUGGAUCAUGACAUGUAUCUCUACACCGUAUUUCUCUGUUGCCCUGAAUGGAGAGCUUCAUGAUUUUUUUAGGUCCUCCCUCUCGCACGCCAGUUUUGGGUUUUGA
Pistacia vera is the source of this 1641-nucleotide messenger RNA. RefSeq lists its product as uncharacterized. The transcript has 2 exons. Lineage: Eukaryota; Viridiplantae; Streptophyta; Magnoliopsida; Sapindales; Anacardiaceae. The record is from RefSeq and is a predicted model, not a curated record. Bases 1 to 1641 code for a protein of 546 amino acids. Gene Ontology annotation, molecular function: catalytic activity.